AUGGGGGCCCCCAUAGGCCGGGGGGCCCCUGGACCUCUGGGGGCCCUGGGGGCCCCCAGGGGCCCCUACGGGCCCUCUAGGGGCCCCCAGGGGCCCCCAAAGUACUUUAAACACCUUAAGGGGGCCCCAAGGGGCCCCGACGACUCCCAGGGGGCCCCCUGGGGGCCCCCGGGGCCCCCUGAAGCCCCCUGGGGCCCCCCGGGGCCCCCCGGGGCCCCCGAGGCCCCCGGAGGCCCCCCGGGGCCCCCCGGGGCCCCCCGGGGCCCCCGGAGGCCCCCCGAGGCCCCCCGAGGGCCCCCGAGGCCCCCCGAGGCCCCCUGGGGGCCCCCGAGGCCCCCCGAGGCCCCCUGGGGGCCCCCGAGGCCCCCCGAGGCCCCCUGGGGGCCCCCGGGGGCCCCGGGGGCCCCCGAGUUGGGAGUUAGGGAGAUUGGGGAGUUAGAAGCGGACCUGGAUGUGUCUGUUGGCCCUGAGGAUGGUGGGGGGGAAGGGCCAGAAGAGUUUGUGGUUGGCGAGGCAGCAGCAGCGGGGCCCGUGGGCAGCCAGCAGCAGCACGAGGUCUUGGGGGAUGUGGGCAUUGAGGCUUUGCCGCUGCUCCGUCAGAGCCAGCAGCAGCAGCUGCUGCAGCAGCAGCAGCAAACCCAAACUGUCCCCCCGCCCCACAGUACUCUUCCCCGCUACCCUCCCCCGGGGGCCCCCAAGGCCCCCACGGGCUUCCCGCACAAGGGGCCCCCGGGGGCCCCGGGGGCCCCGGGGGCCCCAGGGGCUCUGGGGGCCCCGGGGGCCCCAGGGGCUCUGGGGGCCCCGCGGGCCCCGCGGGCCCCGGGGGCCCCGGGGGCCCCAGGGGCUCUGGGGGCCCUGGGGGCCCCUGGGACUCUGGGGGCGCUAGGGGCCCCUGGGGCUCUGGGUGUCCUGGGGGCCCCUGGGGCUCUGAGGGCCCCUGGGGCUCUGGGGGCCCUGGGGGCCCCUGGGGCCCCGCCAAGCCCCCGGGGGGCCCCCGGGGGCUUAGGGGGGCCCCAGGCCCUAGGGGGACCCCGGGGUGAGGGGCCCCCCAGUAGCCCGAUAAGGGGGGGCCCCCAAGAGGGGGGGGGCCCCCAAGAGGGGGGGGGCCCCCAGCCCUCCGGGAGGCGGGGGAGGGGCAGGGGAGGCCCCCAGGUGCCAUUGCUGCAUGCAGCGCUGCAGCAGCAGCGCGGGGAGACUGCUGCUGCUGCUGCUGCUGCUGCUGCGGCUGCUGCUGCUGCUGCUGCUGCUGCUGCGCGGAGAAGGGGGGCCUCGAGGCGCUGGGGGCCCCCGAGGCAGGCAGUGGCGAGCAGCAGCAAACUCAGCAGCGCUGCAUGCGUUUGA
Eimeria necatrix is the source of this 1341-nucleotide messenger RNA. RefSeq lists its product as hypothetical. The record is from RefSeq and is a predicted model, not a curated record. The coding region runs from base 1 to 1341 and encodes 446 amino acids. The transcript is spliced from 2 exons. NCBI's taxonomy places the organism in Eukaryota, Apicomplexa, Conoidasida, Eucoccidiorida, Eimeriidae.